UGUCAUUGUGUUUCAGAGCAGUAUGGCAGCCUCCGUCAGCGAUGCGUGUAAACAGUCUGUCAAACGUGCACCGUUGAACACUACGAGUUUUCAAAAGAAGACGAGGAACAAGUUAUUAAGCAUACCUGGUACAAGACUCUCGGUGCAAAACGGACAGCUUCUAGUUUCGACCGGUGUCACGUCCCUCGACUAUCUGCUCGGUGGUGGUCUGGCAGUUGGAACAGUGCUCCUCAUAGAGGAGGACCGAUAUGAUAGCUACUCCCGUAUGAUCCUAAAAUACUUCCUGGCAGAAGGAGUAGUGUGUCAACAUCAACUCUUCCUAGCGGCGGCUCAAGAUCACCCAAAUGACAUCUUCCAGGAGCUUCCUGAUCCCAUUUUAGAUGAUGUUGUCAUGCACAAACCAGUUGACCCGCCAAGACUGUCUUGUGACCCUCAGGAUAGUUUUGAUGCCAUGAAGAUUGCCUGGCGUUAUCAGAAUCUUCCAAAAGUACAGAGUGGUCUUGCAUCCUCAUCUCGGUUUGGCCAUUACUAUGACGUUUCCAAGACAAUGGAGCCAGAAAUGCGCCAGGCAUCCAAGUGCCACCACUUCUACCAUUCAGAGCAUCCCAGUCAACCAUCGGCCACACACAGUCCAGUGCUUGAGCCCUAUGCUGCGUUGCUGAAAUCCAUUGAAGAGGUCAUAAACGGGGAGGGCUUCAGUGUGGCAGCCCCCAUGACACAGUCUCGGAAUAUCCUGCGUAUCGGGCUCCACUCACUGGGAUCACCUCUGUGGGGUGAUGACCUGUGUUUUCAGGACAAGCCAAAACACAGCCACGCCCUCACUACCUUUCUCUAUGGGCUGCGGGCUUUGUUGAGGUCAUCACUGGCAGUCGCGGUAGUUACUGUGCCUUCACAUCUCAUUCAGAACAGCUCUCUAAUGGGCAGCAUAACCAGGUUAUGUGACAAUGCCAUAGCCUUGGAAUCAUUCAAAGGCUCUGAGAGGGAGACCAGCCCACUCUACAAAGAUUACCAUGGUCUGCUACACGUACGCCAGGUGCCUCAGCUCAACUGUCUUACAAGUCAACUGCCUGACCACAAGGACUUGGCCUUCAAGCUCAAGAGGAAACAGUUCAGCAUCGAGCGACUACAUUUGCCUCCCGACUUAUCUGAGACAGUGAGUCGUGUGAGCAGGGGGGAACUGGCAGGAGCAGCCGCGGGGGGUUCUGCCUGUGGCUCUGCCAACAAGCACCUGGAUUUCUAGAGCUGGAGUGGCUACCAAGGUUAUUUUAGUUUACAAACACUAACAAAAUAAACUGAAAAAACAUUUUUAUUGAUGAAACAAAAUAAACAAUGAAAAUGCUUUUUAUAAAAACAACAAAAAAAUUUCAAAAUAAGCUCAAAAUGAAAUAUAAAUAAAACUAAAAUGAGGAUUCCAAAACUAUUAUAAUCCUGGUGGCUACUUGGCAAGCAACACCUGCAAUGCGGUGGUGACCAGGUUGUUCUCCCACCCACGUUCUGCCAUGCCGCGCUGGACGUCUGCUGCCAAGGUGUUUGGGAUCUGCCAGUUGUCCCUGGCGCCAGCCAACAACGCCAUAAUUACCUCCAUUCAUAUGGACAUGUUUCACUUCAUUUCAUAAUUUUGUUCUGUGUGUUUAUUGACAAUAAAAGCCAACAUCAGGUACAUGUUA
This is a messenger RNA of Syngnathus typhle (broad-nosed pipefish), 1667 nucleotides long. RefSeq names its product elongator acetyltransferase complex subunit 4 (gene elp4). The record is from RefSeq and is a predicted model, not a curated record. Lineage: Eukaryota; Metazoa; Chordata; Actinopteri; Syngnathiformes; Syngnathidae. The transcript is spliced from 10 exons. Gene Ontology annotation, cellular component: cytoplasm; transcription elongation factor complex; elongator holoenzyme complex. Gene Ontology annotation, biological process: tRNA wobble uridine modification. Bases 23 to 1240 code for a protein of 405 amino acids.